AUGGCUCCAAAGCAUGGCGUGAUACUUGCUAAACCUUCAUUUCGAAGCGCGACGAAACCCGGUCACAAAAGAUCACAGAUCACAGCAAUGGCGCAUUGGGGCCCAAAGGUGCUGUACUUCGGGGCUGGCUUGUGGUGGUGCUUCACGCCGAUGUACCUCUUCGCCUAUGAAAUGGUGCAGCUGAUGGGACAAGAGAAGCCGACCGGUUUGGAGGUGUUACUCAUCAAAGCCUUGGCUAUGUACUGCUUAUUCCUGGGAGUCGGCUGCUUCUUGGCCGCGCGAAGCGAGAGCUUCAUCGCAUGCGCCGUAUCCUUGUGGACCAUGCUGGGAAUCUGCGCCUACUUUGCCUUUGUAUUCUACCCCUUCGACGUCCGUCUCGCCAACAGUCCCUACUUCGGGACACCCGCCUACUUCGCCAUUUGGUCCUCCUGGAUCCUGAGCGUGCUGCUUGUUGUGGCAGCCCUUGUUCAUGAUUACCGCCUGCCGAUAGGAGAAAAGCUCUGCUAG
Molecule: messenger RNA, 507 nt
Organism: Effrenium voratum
Lineage: Eukaryota; Dinophyceae; Suessiales; Symbiodiniaceae
Source: the annotation of a GenBank genome assembly